Molecule: messenger RNA, 1979 nt
Organism: Syngnathus typhle (broad-nosed pipefish)
Lineage: Eukaryota; Metazoa; Chordata; Actinopteri; Syngnathiformes; Syngnathidae
Product: centrosomal protein of 135 kDa-like
Exons: 14
Coding region: 268-1728 (486 amino acids)
Source: RefSeq, a predicted model, not a curated record
CAAUAUUUGGAACUAUUUAACGUGCCGCUCACUGUAUACUUUCGUAAUUGCACUUUUUAGUGUAAAGUAGUUAGGGGGGCGGGGGCGCCCUGGCUUGCAAUAUACCCACGUCGGAACUGUCAACUGGGAAUCCUGAAAAAUUCUGAAAAAUGCAGUGAUGUCACUACGGAGCCACCACACGGGACGGGAAAGGCUCAACCAGCUGGGGAGGAGAAUAAUAUGAAGUGGCCGCAGGAACAUGUCACCAGAGCCUGGUGUUCCUAAAGAAUGCAGACCCAUGAAGUCAAAGCUCUUCCUCCUAAAUCGCCUCAUCACGCAGAAGGAGAUGACCAACAGCGGCCGGCAGAUGGAAGGCUUCACGGGUUGCAGACAGACAUCACCAAAGUCAAAUCGGACCUGAACAAUGCCCACGGGUGUAUAAAACUCUUACUCACCCAAGUGGCUGAGAGGGACAAAGUGAUCAACAAUCUAAAUCAUGCACUUCAUGGACCCCAGGACGUCGCUUCGGAAGCUCAAAACGACACCAAUAAGAAACUGAUCGCCUAUCUUACCCUUCAAGUCGGGUACCUCCAAGAGAGCAACAAAAUACUGGAGCAGAAGCUGGAGGAACUGCAACACAAAUCUUCCACCGAAGCGGCCGACCUCUCCCUGAAGAACAUCCAACUGUGUCAAGAGCUGACGCAGAAGAACGACAUCAUGCAGAAGACCAAGAUGGACAAGAAGAGAGUGCUGGAUAUCGCUUACCGGAACUUGUCUGCUUCCAAAGAAGUCAUUAUAAGUCAGCAGGAAGUCAUUAAAGAUUUAGAGGAGAACCUUUUAAAAAUCAGAGCGGACCCCCUUGAGACCAGUUCAAGUAGUUUACUGAGAUUAGAUCGGAUUGUCGACCUGGAAAAUGCCGUCCAGAAGCUGGAGCGAGAGCGGUUGGAGCUACGUGCACAGCUCUUGCUGCUGAGGGACGGAAAGUACUAUGCAGAGCCUGCCGAGCGGCACCGGGACGGUAGGAAGGAGACAAAGCGGAGAAAAGCAACCCGUGCUCAAAGUCAACUGCAGGGGGCGCCAAACAACCGCCAAAGGGAUCUCACCGGCCUUCCAAAACAGCUGGAUGAAGCCCAAGAAAGCGUUGUGAGAGAGAACAUGAGGUUACAAGAUGACCUAACCACACUGACCAAAGAGAAGCAAGCUGCACAAGCCGGGAUGGAAGUGGUUUUGCGUGAGCGGGAUGAACUCAAGAUAAGCGUGCGCUCUUAUAUUAAUGCCAUGUACAGGAUCGAGGAUGUGCUGAGGACAAAGGAUCAGGAGAAUUUUGAGCUGGUGGAGCGCCUGCAAGCGGCGGAAUCGGACUUGCAAGCGCGGGAGCAGAGGCUGCUGCAGGUGGAAGGUCUCGUCGGCGCCAUCGGCGUGGACCUGCGCAAAGCCCAGGAAGGGCCGGCUGCGAUCCUUUCCGACCUGGCUUACGUCCGAGAGCUCUGCGCCAGACUGGACACGGACAAGGAGCUGGCCACCUGCGAGCUUACGUCCAAAAGCGUGGAGCUCGCCAUGGUUAAAAAGGAGCUGGAGAGUGAGAAGGCCACCGUGCGCAACCUCGAGACGCUGCUUGCCGCUGCUCUUCAGAAGGUCAGCGACAGAGAAGCCAAGCUGAGGGCGCUACGAGACAGACUCACCCCAGCUCAGAAUAUGACCGGCGACUGCAACCGUGCGAGAGAGACCAAUCAUCAAGUACCUCAGUGACGGACGGAGCCCAGCGACCGAACGAACGCGGGAUCCACCGGGGAGCAGACUUGGAUUUGGAUUCAAAUAGGCAAAAUGAGACUAUUCCCAUACGUGGACACCUCUGUGAAUUUCCUGAGCACUGGCUACCCCGUCACUCAAUGUAUAGAGUCCCAUUUGAUAUAUAUAUCUAUAUAUUUAUAUAUUAUUUAUUUUUAGAGUCCCUAGAUUUUAUAAACAACUCAGCCGUAUAUUUGGCUCCAAUAGUAUAA